UUCGCAGCCAUAUAUCAAAGCAAAUACAAAACAAAAUCACACUACUUACUUUUCUUCCGCUGCUUAAAUUGUUGUAGUACUUCGACGCACCACUAAUUCACCUCAGAUAGAACUGUCCGCAUAUGGCGGUUAAAUAAAAUUCAUUAAGUUUGCAAAGAAAAUUCACUGAAAAUUUAAUUUCUCUGCUUGAUGUCAUACUAACUACUAUUUUGAGCAUUCGACUGCGCGAUUGAGUGAACACACUACUAUGCAGACGGCAUGGCACUGGCUGACCUUUACGGCACACUUAUUGUCUACGUGCACGGCACAGUCGUUCUCGCCGGUGGCGGAUGCGUUUGCCCGGAGUCGCAUCGCGCCGGAUGUGCUGGACACUCCGCCCAAUAUGAUCCUUGCUGCGGCAUUCGGCAGUCAUCCCGUGCAGCUGGGCAACGAACUGACGCCGACGGAUGUCAUUAACCAACCGGUCCUGGUGUGGAGCUACCUGCUGCCGGCCACGCGCGACCCGCCCCUCUUCACACUGAUCGAACUCGAUUUGGACGCUCCCACCGCCACUAACACCAGCUUCCGGUCAGUGCUGCACUGGCUGGUGUACAACAUCCCUAACAUGGAUCUGGCCCGUGGAACGAUACAGAUGCCGUAUACCGGCAGCAAACCCGAUGCCAACACUGGUCUGCAUCGCUACGCGCUGUUGCUGUUCCGACAGCCGGCGCGACUAACGCUGCCCCCGGUGGGCAAUCCCAAUAAUCCCGCCGCGCGGAUCGGUUUUGAUCUGCGCAGUUUUAUUCAGCGGUACAAUCUGGGUCAGCCGGUGGCCGGCAAUUUCUACGUGGCACAGGCCGAUGCCUACUCGACGCUAUUCUGGAUGCUGGCCGGCACACCGAAAUGAUAAGAAAAAAAUCGUUGUUUUUUGCCAAUAAGAAUCACCGAAUGUUUGAUUGAGCUAGCGUUUUUACGCAAUAAAAAAUAAUGAUAGGAAACACUG
Paramacrobiotus metropolitanus is the source of this 982-nucleotide messenger RNA. Its product is annotated as protein D3-like. The coding region runs from base 248 to 886 and encodes 212 amino acids. NCBI's taxonomy places the organism in Eukaryota, Metazoa, Tardigrada, Eutardigrada, Parachela, Macrobiotidae. The transcript has 4 exons. The record is from RefSeq and is a predicted model, not a curated record.